Molecule: messenger RNA, 939 nt
Organism: Umbelopsis ramanniana AG
Lineage: Eukaryota; Fungi; Mucoromycota; Umbelopsidomycetes; Umbelopsidales; Umbelopsidaceae
Exons: 4
Coding region: 41-583 (180 amino acids)
Biological process (GO): intracellular protein transport; vesicle-mediated transport
Cellular component (GO): cytoplasm
Molecular function (GO): GTPase activity; GTP binding
Source: RefSeq, a predicted model, not a curated record
AUCUUCUCUUAAACCCUUUUCUUAAUUUCACUCAUUCACUAUGGGGGCUAACGUGUCAAAGGCCUUAGGAAAGAUAUUCGGUAACAAGGAAAUGCGCAUUCUAAUGCUUGGAUUAGAUGCUGCUGGUAAAACAACUAUUUUGUACAAGCUUAAACUCAACCAAUCUGUCACCACUAUUCCAACUGUCGGUUUCAACGUUGAAUCAGUUACAUAUAAGAACGUCAAAUUCAAUGUAUGGGAUGUAGGCGGUCAGGAUAAGAUCCGCAACUUGUGGCGACAUUAUUAUACUGGCACUCAAGGAUUGAUCUUCGUUGUUGAUUCACAAGAUCGUGAUCGUAUCGAUGAAGCUAAACAGGAGCUUCACCGCAUCAUAUCUGAUCGAGAAAUGAAGGAUUGCUUAUUACUUGUGUUUGCUAACAAGCAAGAUUUACCGGGAGCCAUGUCCCCUGCAGAAUUGACCGAACGAUUGGGCUUGCACAAGAUGAGAGACCGAGCAUGGUAUGUGCAUCCAUCGUGCGCAACCACUGGAGAAGGCCUUUUCGAAGGUCUUAACUGGCUCAGCCAAAACGUCAAGAGCAAAUAGACCCCGAGCAGAAACAUGUUAUUACAACUUGAAAGAAACAAAGCACUCUCCCAUAACAACAAAACAAAAAAAAGACAUCUAUCAUCAGGUUACGAAAAAAUGAAAAAAAAAAUCCCCCCCCACAAAAAAAAGAAUGUAUUGAUCCGUCGCAUAAGAUACCUUAACUAUAAUUUCUUCACAUAAGAGAAAGCCCCUCUCUCCGCCUUUUUGCCUUUCUUCUCCUUCGUCUGUCUUCCCUUGGAUACUGUGCUCUUACUUUUAAUUAUGUCAGCUAGUCACUAGCUGUAUCUGCGUCUGGACCGGCGCGUAGACUGCAAAAAAGAGGUCCAUUCUAUUCAUCCAAAUAAAAAAAUAAA